Molecule: messenger RNA, 2565 nt
Organism: Aureobasidium subglaciale EXF-2481
Lineage: Eukaryota; Fungi; Ascomycota; Dothideomycetes; Dothideales; Saccotheciaceae
Exons: 3
Coding region: 51-2327 (758 amino acids)
Biological process (GO): regulation of DNA-templated transcription; peptidyl-arginine N-methylation
Cellular component (GO): nucleus; cytosol
Source: RefSeq, a predicted model, not a curated record
GCCGCUAACAAUUGACAUAGAACACAUUUGUCACAUUAUCACCUAUAACAAUGGAGACACUACCUGGAGUUACUCCGCAGGAGCAACAAAAUACCUAUUUCUACAUUGGGCAGCAUGAAACCAAGAGAACAGUCCCUGUUACCACCGAGUUGGGCAACCAAGCGCAAGAUGCUGGCUACGACAUGAUGACUAGACCCAUCACAUCUCCUGGAUUCCAAGCAAAAGUUCUUGCGUUGGUAGACGCCUAUUUCGAGGCAGUCUCAGCAUCAGCGAACGCAGAUGCUAUUCCCUACCCUCUUGUUGCACCGCUCACUCCCGAGGAUACGAACUUGGUACCAGACGAAUAUAUCUCUACUAUGAUCUGCUGUACAAGCACCUGGAUCGAUCUUGCUUCUCCAGAUCCAGUCAUUGCCCAUGUCUCUCGUCAAGUGUUCAACCACGAGGUUGCUUAUGCUGCCUUCUGUGGCGUCAACAACAUCAUGAUUCAAGGACCUGACCUCGAGGCAUCUUCUGUGAUUAGCCAGUAUGCUAGAGCAAUCUGGAACUCCCUCGAAGCCGGACCGUACAUCAACCUUCAGAUCUUACUUCCUAUGCAGCCCGCUGAGAGUAAAACCGCCGAGGACGGAUUGAGCCUGGCCGGCCGUGCUAGAGACUCAUUCAAGACUAUCAAGUCCAUGUCAACUGACGCUCUUUGGUCGUGGGACACUUGGGAGCUGAUCAGAUCGACUUGCAAGUACCAUCCUAGACUCACUGUCGCUCUUGAAGUUCCUCAGAAGUUGCCUUCCUCUGAGAUUCAGUCACGUUGGUUCUCCGAGCCUCUUCGCACCUUGAUGCUUCCUGAGUCGACCUUUGCACGCAACGCCAAGGGCUUCCCUGUGCUGAACAAGCCUGUUCAGGCCCUGCUCACUCGUUAUAUGCGCCUCAAGACUGUCCCAUGGAUCAUUCUCAGCGACGUUGGCCCUAUCCCUGGACAGAACCACCCCGGCAUGCCCGUCAAUCUGCCUGACAGAUCUGCGUCUCCCGACCUUCCCACUCCUGCACAAUCCAAGCGCAAGCAGCAGACGCAGACUCAGAAGCCCAAGGACUUGACUCCCCACCUGAGCUACAUCCGUCAUCUCCAACGUACUCAGCCUCCCCGCCCCAUCAUCGACCGCUUCGCCGCUGGAUACCAGGACUUCUUGCAGUCGCCUCUGCAGCCCUUGACCGAUAAUCUCGAAUCCAUCACCUAUGAAGUCUUCGAGAAGGACCCUAUCAAGUACGAGUGGUACGAGCGUGCUGUUGCUGCAGCUCUUAAGGAUCUUCACAAGAAACUGCAGCGUCCUAUCGUCGUCGCCGUCGUCGGAGCUGGUCGUGGACCCCUGGUGACUCGCUGUCUCAAAGCAUCCGCCAGCACUGGCAUCCCCGUCAAGCAAUGGGCAGUAGAGAAGAACCCCAACGCCUACGUCCUCCUCCAACGUCGUAACGCCACCGACCCUCUCUGGAAUAAGCGCGUCACCGUUGUCAAGACUGACAUGCGUGCCUGGAAAGGUCCCGUCAUCGACUCUUCGCCCGCAAAAGUCGAUAUCCUUGUCUCUGAACUUCUGGGUAGUUUUGCAGAUAACGAGCUGAGUCCCGAGUGCUUGGAUGGUGUUCAGCAUGUUUUGCACCCCGAACAUGGAGUCAGUGUGCCUGCUUCCUACACUGCUCACUUUACACCGAUCGCUCAUCCAAAGAUCUACGCCGACUUGUUGUCGAGAACUGAUGAUCAGAAGUGGGAAUUGCCAUACGUCACCAUGCUGCACCAAUACGAUGAUCUGUGCAUCGAUCCCAAGACUCUCCAACCUGAUAUUCAAACAGCGUGGGAGUUCACUCAUCCAUUGCCUGAGGCCAUCAUUGCACAAUCAAACCUCCGCCGCGGAGGUAGUGUUCAAGCAGGUGGCGGCGGCAUGGUAGGUGGAGAUGGCUGGAACGAGCAUAACGCACGUUUCUGCCGUCUUCGCUUCACUGCUUCUUCGCGAGGAGUCUGCCAUGGUUUGGGUGGCUAUUUUGAGACCGUCCUCUACUCUCCUGAGAAUGGAAGCAAGAAGAUUGAACUUAGUAUCAAUCCUAACACUAUGGAGGACAAGAGCAAGGAUAUGAUUUCUUGGUUCCCUAUCUUCUUUCCGCUCAAGACGCCCCUUUACAUCCCUACGGCCUCCGAGAUCGAAGUCUCCAUGUGGCGUCAGACUGACGACCGUAAAGUAUGGUACGAAUGGCAAAUCGAGGUCUUUGCUUCCCUAGGUGGCUCUCGUCAACGCAUCGCUGCCUCAGACCUGCAUUCAAGCAUUAAGAAUGGCUGUUUGAUGUAGAGUAGACGACCUGCUGUUUAUAUUUUGAGGUGGGAGGGUAAGAAGUUGGAGUGCGGGUUUGUUGGUCAGGACGGCGCUUUUGGAGUGAGCAUAUGAGGUGUAGAGAGAGCAUUGUGCAUUGAUAGAAAAGCAUGGUUUCAUCAUGGAUCUAAAUUUUGUCCAGUCUCUCGUCGUCGAUACUGACGAAUUUGUGGUCCUGUGGAAAAGCAAGAAUGAAUCUAUAAGUGAUAAUAUGCUG